Chanos chanos (milkfish) is the source of this 1250-nucleotide messenger RNA. RefSeq names its product synaptotagmin Va (gene syt5a). Gene Ontology annotation, molecular function: SNARE binding; calcium-dependent phospholipid binding; clathrin binding. NCBI's taxonomy places the organism in Eukaryota, Metazoa, Chordata, Actinopteri, Gonorynchiformes, Chanidae. Gene Ontology annotation, biological process: synaptic vesicle endocytosis; calcium ion-regulated exocytosis of neurotransmitter. The record is from RefSeq and is a predicted model, not a curated record. Bases 1 to 1245 code for a protein of 414 amino acids. The transcript has 9 exons. Gene Ontology annotation, cellular component: axon; exocytic vesicle; dense core granule.
AUGCGAUUGGCCAGCUUGCAACCUAGGGAGCGGAGGGCGGCCGAGCCCGAGGGUGAGGCUGAGCCCGCCCCCGCUCCUGCCCCGCCCCCUUUACCUCCUCACCACGCCCACAACUUCCUGAAUAUGAAGAACAAGUUUUUCAAUGAGUUGGGCCGUUUACCAAACCACAAAAUCAGAAUGCCUAUGUGGGGUAUUGGGGCCAUUGUGGUGGUGGUUCUUAUCCUGGUCGGCUGCUUCGCCUUCUGUAUCUAUAAAAAGUGUUUAGGAGGGAAAAAGAAAGCCAAGAAAGUCCGAGAGAGAAAAGGUGGACGGAGGAGAAGGAAAAAGGAGGGCGAGGGAGAGGGUGCGGAGGAGGAGGCUAAAGAAGAGGAAGAGGGAGAGGCGAAGGAGGCCGAGUUUUAUGGAAAGCUGGAAUACUCUCUGGAUUAUAAUUUCACCGAAAAUCAGCUUAUCGUCGGCAUUUUACAAGCCCAGGAUCUCCCCGCCAUGGACAUUGGUGGCACCUCCGAUCCUUAUGUGAAAGUGUACAUGCUGCCAGACAAGAAGAAGAAAUUUGAGACCAAAGUCCAACGCAAGAACUUGUGCCCAGUUUUCAAUGAGACCUUCAUUUUUAAGAUCCCCUUUAACGAUCUGGCGGGACAGACCCUGGUCAUGCAGGUGUUUGACUUCGACCGUUUUGGUAAACACGACGUGAUUGGCGAGAUCAAAAUCCCUAUGAACAGCAUAGACCUGGGCCAACCAAUCCACGAAUGGAAAGACCUGGUGGGAGGGGAGAAAGAAGAGCAAGAGAAACUUGGAGACAUAUGCAUCUCCCUACGUUAUGUCCCUACUUCUGGGAAAUUGACCGUCUGUGUGAUGGAAGCGAAGAACCUGAAAAAGAUGGACGUGGGCGGUCUUUCAGAUCCCUUUGUGAAGGUGGUGUUGCAGCACAAUGGGAAGCGUAUAAAGAAGAAGAAAACCACGGUGAAGCAGAACACUCUGAACCCAUACUUUAAUGAGAGCUUCAGCUUUGAGAUCCCCUUCGCUCAAAUACAGAAGUUGCAGGUGCUGAUUACCGUGUAUGAUUAUGAUAAACUGGGCAGUAAUGAUGCUAUUGGAAAGUGCUGGAUUGGCUAUGGUGCCAGUGGGGUGGGCUUGCGUCAUUGGUCAGAUAUGUUGGCCAAUCCCAGACGUCCUGUGGCCCAGUGGCACACCCUCCAGCCUGAGGAGGAAGUGGAUGCCGCCCUGAAGGCACCCAUCCGCUAAACACA